AGACAAUCAAAAGUCAUGGGUUGGCCCGUUGAUGGACAAACUACAACUAACAACAGUGUGGAUCUAGAAUCUCGGGUACGUAACCAAAUUGCGGAUCUUGUCCAGAAUACGGAGCAAAAAUUCAGUCAGCAUCGUCAAGCAGUUAUAGCGCACGCAAAGAAAUUAUCUGAUGAACUUGAAAAACAAUUGGAGGACGAAGCUCAGGAAAUGCACAAACAGUCUGGUGGAAACAGUGCUUGACAUAAAUUAUAAUAAUGCUCAUUUGAUGUUUGGAAUAUUUUUCAAAUAUAUUUGGGAAUUUUGAAAUAUAUUUCAAAUAUAUUUGUGAAUUUUGAAAAACAUUUCAAAUAAUUUGGGAAUUUUAAAAUAUAUUUAAAAUAUAUUUGGGAAUAUAUUUCCAAAUCUGGUUUAAAUAUAUUUCAAGUAUAUUUGAAAUAUAUUUGAAACAGAUUAUUCUGGACAAGAUUCAGAAAGAUCCAUCGAAUACUCUGAUUUCUAAUAAUGGUAUCUCUUUUUCCAAAAAAUUCAUCUACAGCUGAAAUGAGAUAAAAAGAUAUAAUAACGACCAAUAAUGCUCUCAACAUCUUCCGAGAACCUCUUUUCGGCUCCAGCUUGUGGACCGUCUUGCAAUAAAUUGUUUCCGAUGUUAUCAU
Messenger RNA from Caenorhabditis elegans, 653 nucleotides. RefSeq names its product Small hydrophilic protein (gene F09C6.14). The record is from RefSeq and is marked reviewed. Bases 16 to 240 code for a protein of 74 amino acids. The transcript has 3 exons. NCBI's taxonomy places the organism in Eukaryota, Metazoa, Nematoda, Chromadorea, Rhabditida, Rhabditidae.